UGUGGAAUUGUGGAAAUCGAUUAUGUUCUCGAUCAAAUUGUGUGGAGAUACAGUUAUAACCCGGCCUAUAACCAGGCCCGUACACCAAGCUGGACUCUUCACUUUGGGAGCGCUUCAUAGUGAAAGGUCUGGGUUCUCCUCUGCUUCGCCCGCUCCGCUCUCAGCUGCUUCGUCCGAUCCGCUGCUUCUCCAUUUCGACUGCAGGUUUUUCGGUAACCUAAUAUACUGCGUCCAUUAACGAUUGUAAAGUCGAUUUUUUUAAUUGGUGCUUCAAAAAUCUUAUUUUUAGACUUUUAGUAUAAGGGAACUUGCGAAACUAGCUUUUGUAGCUCCAAUUUAAAAUUUGUGCCCAAAUCUGAUGCUUUUACUGUACUAGCCAUUUUCACAAAUCAGAGGCAUCUAUAUCACGCGUUCCUUGUGUUCCGUUCCCCAGAAAUUAAAAGAUUUAUCGCUUUAGGGUUUAGAGACGUUUGAUACUUGUAUGUUUUAAGAAAGAUUGGCUUGGUUUGAUUUUCCUUUGGUUCUAAUGUCAACUUUAAAUUAUUACAUACUGUCUUCAAGAUAACCAACCCAUUUUAGGAUUCAAUGUUUUGCUUCUGACUAUAUUCAGUAAUUGUGUAUUAACUUUCAUAUGCUAGACUUGCGUGCCGAAGUUGUGGAAGGGAUGGAUAGAAUCAGUCAACUUCCGGCGGGUAUUCUUGACCAUAUUAUGGGACUCUUGCCUAUCCAAGAAGCUGCUAAAACUGCAGUUUUAUCUACCGUUUGGAGAGAUAUUUGGUACAGUCUGUCACAACUGUGCUUUGAUCAUCACUUCUUUUGUUACUUGGACAGAAAAUAUCGUGGAGCGAAUAAAAGUGUCAGGAGAUCUUGCGGUUUUCACGUGAUAAACAUCAUUCUGUUGCAGCAUAGUGGAUCUAUCCGGAAACUGGUCAUUUGCUUUUCAAAUGCUGCAAGACUUGGUGGUAAGUCACCUUCGUAUGACAUGGACCAAUGGUUUCUUAUAGUUACACAAAAAGGCGUUGAAGAAAUGCACCUUCGUCUUGCACAUUACGCAUACCAGCUGCCAGAUUGCAUUUUUAGAUGUUCAACACUCAAGAGAUUGCAUCUUGAUGGUUUCUGUAUUGAACCAUUUACUUUCCCUUGCAAGUUACCAAAUGUCACUUCACUUUGUUUUGAACACGUUGACUUUGCUCCUACAAGUCCUUCAAACUGUGCUCUUGAGGUCCCUGUGCUGGAGAAUUUGUCAUUUAACCAUUGUGUGAACAUGUCUCAAUUCAACUUUCUGGCUACAAAUCUUUGUAGUUUGAAAAUUGUAACUAGUUCUUUCUAUGCAUUGAGAACUUUUCUCCCGGUUAACUUGAACUUGAGCUGUAUCCGUAAUCUCAAUUUGACUGAUUCAUCUCUUCAGUACUUUGUUGAAGAAUUAGACAGAGGACUGAAAAGAGGCCCUCCAUUACAACUGAAUGUAGAAUACCUGAAGCUAUCAGAUCAUUAUAGCCAAAUUGCUGAUAGGACUUCUGCAUUUGUUCGUUUGCUACGGCUGUGCCCGAAGUUAUGCAAACUUGAUAUAAGUUUCUGGGUAAUUCUCAUUUUUGCUUGAAUAAAAGAUAUUCAGUGGAAGUCUACUUGUUUUACAUGUGGUUUUGACAUUUUGCUUUCUAAACUAAAUGCUGAAUUGUUUUGAUGUUAUUGUUGGUAUGAAUCUGAAGUUUGAAGAGGUUUGUAAUACUAAACAUGAUGCAAUGGUGAAUGCUUUGGAAGAACUUCAAAGUGUUGCUCAAACACACAACAAGCUUCUUGCUUUGAAGCUUACCUCUGUAUAUAGAUUGGGGUUCAAAAUGCUUUACAUUAAGGAGUUACUUGCCUCUCUUCCGGAACUAGAAAAGGUUGUCAUUUUUCGUCCCAUUGAUAGUAUUGACUCAUUUGACUGCCCGGAGAAAUAUGAGUUUAGGCAACAAGUCUUGAAUCUCCCUCGUGCUUCCGCCAAAGCAAAGAUUGUGUUUGUGUAGUGACUUUCAGUCGAAGUUUAUUGUAAUUUUAGGGCAAUGUUUUUAUUGGUGCAUCCUGUGAUAUGUUCGUAUGUCAUACUGGAAGGCAAUUUAUUAUGCAGUAAUGCAGUAUAACGUGAUUACAAAAACGAAUUGAGCGUUAGUGUCAGAUGGAAAUAGAAAUACUUUGCACUAUCUUUCCCCGAUGUGUCUUUUCUCAAUGUAGUAGUAAUAUUUUAACUACAUUACUCGAUGGAAAUAUCACUCAUAUGUUUGCAUAUAUACUUCUAUCUUUACCG
This is a messenger RNA of Cuscuta epithymum, 2287 nucleotides long. The record is from the annotation of a GenBank genome assembly. Lineage: Eukaryota; Viridiplantae; Streptophyta; Magnoliopsida; Solanales; Convolvulaceae.